Cladocopium goreaui is the source of this 672-nucleotide messenger RNA. NCBI's taxonomy places the organism in Eukaryota, Dinophyceae, Suessiales, Symbiodiniaceae. The record is from the annotation of a GenBank genome assembly.
AUGAAGAAGCAGACAAGCCUGCAGCGAAGGCUGCCCGAAAGCAACAGAAGCAGCAGGAGGAGAGUGAGGAGGAGGACGAGGAAGAACUGGACGAGCCUUCUGCAAAGGCUGCUCCAGCUGAGCAAGAGUCAAGUGAUGAAGACUGUAGACAAACCUGCCGCAAAGGCUGCCCGAAAGCAACAGAAGCAGCAGGAGGAGAGUGAGGAGGAGGACGAGGAAGAACUGGACGAGCCUUCUGCAAAGGCUGCUCCAGCUGAGCAAGAGUCAAGUGAUGAAGAAGCAGACAAGCCUGCAGCGAAGGCUGCCCGAAAGCAACAGAAGCAGCAGGAGGAGAGUGAGGAGGAGGACGAGGAAGAACUGGACGAGCCUUCUGCAAAGGCUGCUCCAGCUGAGCAAGAGUCAAGUGAUGAAGAAGCAGACAAGCCUGCAGCGAAGGCUGCCCGAAAGCAACAGAAGCAGCAGGAGGAGAGUGAGGGAGGAGGACGAGGAAGAACUGGACGAGCCUUCGGUCUCACGGCCCUGCAGCGCCAGGCAGAACAUCAGGGUAGCGCCGCCAAGCUGCGGAAGAUGAUCCAAGAGGAGUCUUGGAGGUGGAGCAAUUGGAAGAAGAGAUCUCAGCCGCCAAGGUCAAAACCGGAAAGUUCCUCCAAGCUGAGUGAGCAUGGGCGAUGA